UGAAAUCCAGAUCCAGUUCAUCGUUCACUGCGCUGCUCAUCGCUUUGCCUCCACAGCACACACACACACACUCAGACACACAACUCACACAACACUCAGACACUCGCAUCUCGACGAACGGCCCGGCAUUUUGGAAAGCUUUGCACAACAACAACAGAGUGCGACGUAACGACAUAGAUUUUGUUUCGCAUUCAAAAACCACGUCAAACCGGGCUGUUGGAGAGAGGACGAGGUCUGUGCAAACAAUGGCGACAGACACAGUGUCCACCAUCUCAAUGGAGCAGGACAGGAGCAGCUUGAGCGGGCAGAGCGUGAGCAGCAGUGGGAACGAGGGUGGAGCGACCCGCGCGACAGCAUCGGCGGUGGGUCGAGCCACAACAACUGCAACCCUUCGUCCAGCAGCAGCAGCAGGGAGCGAAGCCACGGCCACCCAGGCACGGACGAGACACUCUGGGAACACCCAGGCACGCGCGGGCACGGGUCAGCCGGGGCUGGGCGCGCGCACGCUGGCGCUGCGAACUAUUCGCGGGCCGAACGCGGGCGCAGGUGGGCGGACGCUCAAACUCACGCCGAGCAAUAGCACUGGCAGCGCUGUGUCGGGAGCCUCGUCGGCAUCAGGAAAUGCAGCAGCAGCAGCAGCAGCAGGAAGCCCGCGAACAAAGCAGGAAAUGGCUGCGUGGGGCGACUUCCACAAGACAAUGAAGCGGACGACGGCGCUCGCAAACCACUCUGGGAACGAUCUGCAGGCGUGGAACGGCUUUGCUGCGAACGACGUGCAGUACCUGCUCGCAGACCACGGCACAGAGCUCCAUCGGAACAGCUUUGGUGGAGACGAUCUGAAUGCAGAACAGCUCGCUGCGUGGUCGGACUUUGGCAACACGAACAAUGCGCAGCAAUUCCUCGGACAGGCGGAGCGAUCACCGUCGCUGCCAACGAGCGGGGACUUUCCCUUUGCUGGUGCUGGUGCUGGUGCUGGUGCUGCCACUGAUGACUCUGCCAGCAUGGAUUCCAGUGAUGCAAACCACGCGCUUCGGUCGAGCAUCUUUGUGGGCAAUGCAAACGCUCGAGGCCUUACAUUGCGUGCGCCAGCGAAAACAAUGCGCGGAGCAUCGCCAAUGUUCAAGCCUGCGCCAACCAUUUUGGUAACGACGACAACGGACGACCAGCCUCCGCUUUCACCAUCCACAUCCGAGGUGUCUGCCUUGUCCGGAAGUGUUCUUGUGACCGAACCGUUGCGUGCAAGCGCGAUUGUGCCUGGCGCCUCGGUGGAAAUUGAGCUGGCAGUGGAAGCCGAGCAGUCGCAAGCCCAAAGCGCUAGUGCUACCGCUGAUGGCUCGGCGACCGGCUCAGCGCCACAAAGCAUCACCGUGCCCGAUGAUGCGGUCACUGUUCGCGAAUCGUCCUCGUACGCAACUGACGCAACGUUGGCUGUCACCGCCUCGGCACCUUCUGUCAUUGCUGCUGCAGCUGCUGCUGCAAACGGAUUUGCGACAGUACGACUGCCAUCGCGGCAGGUCAGCCAAUCUAUGGCGACGACCGACGCAUCGGGACGCGUCGACUUGUUUGACAUGCAGCAGGCCAAGUCCCAGGGCGAGGCAGCCUUGCAUCUGGAUGGCGAUGAAUUUGCCGCGACGGCCGACCUCCCCAUGCGGCAUUUCGUCUCCACCGUCCUUGGAAAGGUGACGGGCACCAUGCCUCAGUCUGCCAAGUGGUGCGAUCGCUUCUGGUGGGCUCACUUUAUUGACUCUUGCCUGCGCGGCUACGGUCAAAUUCUGUUCAUGAACAACCCCAUUUCGGGGCUCUUCUUCCUCGCGGCAAUCUUUGUCCACUCGCGCUACUAUGGCGUGUGCUCCAUCAUUGGCGCGCUCUGCUCGACGGGAAUCGCGUACUUUUUGUCGCUCAACCGCGCCUCCAUCCGCUCUGGCCUGUUUGGCUUUAACGGUGUUCUGUGCGCCGUGGGUGUCGCCCUCUUUCAAAAUGCCGACGUGGAAGGCUGGGACAACUGGCUGCUCUACAUUCCAAUCGUCAUCAUUCCGACCUUGUCGACGCUCAUUGUUGUUGUGAUUGGUAACAUUCUCGUGCGCCAUUUCGGGCUGGCCACGUUCACGCUCCCAUUCCAUGCAGCGACGUGGAUGUGGCUCCUCGGCAGCCAAGUGUACGCGUACUUUCCGUCGCAGGGUGCCGCCGCAGCUCCGUAUCUUCAAGUACCGACGACUGGCGCCGAUAUUACUCCCAUUUCCUACGACAUUGCUUCCGUGUUCAAGGUGAUUGGGUACAAUAUCGCGCAAGUUUUCUUCCUCGAAAAUCACAUCAGUGGAUACAUUAUUGUCGCGGGAACCGCAGUCUGCUCCCGGAUUUCAGCAGUCAUGUGCGUUUACGGCUCCAUCCUUGCCAUUCUGAUGUCGCUUGCCCUCGGCGUUCCAGUUGGCCAAUUCUAUGCCGGCCUGUGGGGAUUUAAUCCUGUGAUUGUGGCUGUCGCCAUUGGCGGCAUGUUCUACGUCCUGUCGGCUCGUGUGUUUGCGCUCUCUACGGCUGGUACCAUCAUGUCCGUGUUUGUGCACGGUGCUGUGAGCUCCAUGCUCCGGCCCAUCGGUUUGCCGGCGCUCACGUUUCCGUCUGCCGUCACAAGUCUUGCAUUCUGCUUGAUGGCCGGUGCCAUUCCCGGCGCAGUGCCUGUUGAGCUGAGCCGCAUGACCGUUCCCGAGGAUCACCUCCGUCGCCAGCGGCUGGCUGAGCGUGUCUUGUCACGCUUUGCUGCUGUGCGGAGCGUUUCUCGGCAACUCAACAACGGAGCCUCCGCCCACGAGCAGCAGUUUCUCGAACAGUUGUUUGUACCGCUGCUCCUGUGUUGGGCAGCCGCGACGGGCGAUGUUCAAACGGUAGCAGAGCUGAUCGAGCUGGGCGCCGACCCGAAUGUCGGCGACAUGCACAGUGGCCGCACUUGUCUCCAUCUUGCCGCGGCGGAGGGCCAGCUCGAAGUCGUGCGCUUUUUGAUCAGUCGCGGCUCUCAUGUCAACCAGGUGGAUGUCCACGGCAACACUCCCUUGGACGAUGCCAUCGCGUCCCAGCAACCAGCCACUGUCGCAUUGGCGCUGUGCCACAACGGUGGAGUGCACAAUACGCCCGCCAGUCCGCAGGCCCGCACCCUGUGCGAGGAAGUGGCGCUCGGAGCUACCGACAAGGUGGCUCGACUGUUGCAGCUGGGCUACGACGUGAACGUCUGCGAUCUGUACGACCAGCGAACUGCGCUGCACGUUGCCUGCAGCAUGGGCCAUCCGUCCUUGGUGAUGGUUUUGCUGUCGUGCGGUGCAAGCAUUUACAACAAGGACCGCUAUGGCCAAACUCCAGUGGACAAUGCUCGCACCUUUGGCCACGAGAAGCUGGCGACAUGGGUGGCAGCGGAAGGCGAGCGGAUUGCAGCCUCCAAGCGCCGGCCCAUCCAGCGCGGUCGAUCUACGCGACAGCUCAAGGUCGUCGCCGCUCCCGCCGCCGUUGAGCAGGAUGAGAAGGCAGAGAGCAUCGAGCUAAUUGCCUUGCAAAAGUCGCGCAAUCCUCAGUUCCAGCGCAAGGCAACCCUCGCCACCAUCGCCCCUGUCGAUCAGAGCCACGGGGUCAAGACUAGCUCGAGCGAAGACGUCCAUGAGGAAGAAGAGUUGGAGGUGCGUCCUGCGGUCUGCUCGCAAGAGCUGCUCACCUCCGACGACGAGCUGGCGUUCGCCGUGGACAUUCUUCAGGCCCUGCUUUUGUCACAGGAUGAGGUGGCUCUCAAGGCUCUUGGCCCAGCCCUGCUUUCAGCAUCUGCGCUCUCGAAUUCCACAGAAUUCCUCACCAUCAUGCUCGAAAUGGGUGUCAACCCCAACCUCUCCGACUAUGACAAGACCACGGCCCUCCACAUGGCUGCCGGAGCCGGAAACCUGAACGCAGUCAAAGCCCUUAUCUAUUUCGGCGCGGACGUCAACGCCACCAACCGUUGGAACCAGACGCCGCUCGACCGCGCAGUGCUUUGCCAUUGCACGCUCACCGAAGGAGUGCUUUCUCUGCUGCACGCCCAAGAGCGCCGCAUCAACAUGCACGAGUCCGCCGCUGCCUCUUCAUCGCACACUCUGGAGCUGGUGCGCUUUUUAGUCGCCCGGGGUGCGGUUCUUGGCCUUGCGUCCCGUCCAAUGUCCUUGGCGUCCGAGCUGUGCGACUUGGUGAUGGUUGCCUCCGCCUCCUGCCGCUCGGAUCCCCGUCAUAGCGCCGAAACGCUCGAGCGCGCUCAGCAGGAUCUGUCUCUGUGGACGAUUGCGGGAGCUGACCUCAGCGCUGCCGAGUAUGAUGGACGCACCUGCCUGCAUUUGGCGUGUGCGGAGGGCCAGGCCAAACUCGUGGACGCGCUCCUCGUCGGUGGCGCCAAUCCGCUUCUGCGCGAUCGCUGGGGCCAUACCCCCAUCGACGAAGCUCGAGCCAACGGCCAUGCUGCCAUUGCUGCUCGACUUGAUCAGCUCCAAGCGGCAGCAAAGUGA
Messenger RNA from Capsaspora owczarzaki ATCC 30864, 4505 nucleotides. RefSeq lists its product as hypothetical. The coding region runs from base 246 to 4505 and encodes 1419 amino acids. Gene Ontology annotation, molecular function: urea transmembrane transporter activity; protein binding. Gene Ontology annotation, biological process: urea transmembrane transport. The record is from RefSeq and is a predicted model, not a curated record. Gene Ontology annotation, cellular component: membrane. The transcript has 2 exons. Lineage: Eukaryota; Filasterea; Ministeriida; Capsasporidae.